AUGUCAUUGGUCAGAGUGAACCGUUACUGUCCCCGGGGAAGUGGAAGAAAAACACUGAAAGUGAAGAAGAAGAAAACUUCAGUGAAGCAAGAAUGGGAUAAUACUGUGAAUGAUCUAACAGUUCAUCGGGCAACUCCUGAAGAUCUGGUACGUCGUCAUGAAAUACAUAAAUCGAAGAAUAGAGCUUUAGUGCACUGGGAACUCCAAGAAAAAGCUUUGAAGAGAAAAUGGAGGAAGCAGAAACUAGAAUCUUCAAGUCUUGAGAAAAGAAGAUUGUCUAUCAUGAGAGAGAUUCUUUCUGAUCAAUACCAGAUGCAGGAUGUUUUGGAGAAAUCUGAUCAUUUGUUGGCUGCAGCAAAAAAUCUGUUUGAUGUUCCUCGUAAACGCACAGGGUUUCCAAAUGUAACAAUGGCUCCUGAUUCCUCUCAGAGUCCCAUAAUGGUAAAUCAAGAUCCUAUUGCCCAAUCUAUCCUUAAUGAGUCUGUCAUAGACCCUCAGCCUCUUAAUGAAAUAGAUGAUGAAGGAGAAGAAGGAAUUGUUAAUAGCCAGUCAGAAGAAAGUGAGAAUGAAUUGGAUAACUCUCUGAACUCUGAAUCUAAUACGAACACAGACAGGUUUCUCCACCAACUAACUGAAGAGAAUUCUGAGUUAAUUAGUAAACUGUGGACUAAUAUUCAGCAGAAAAUAGCAACACAGUCAAAAAUAACAACCCCUCCAAGAACUCCAUCUGCUGUUUCAUCAGGGGAACAAAGAGCUGCUCUGAAUACUACUGAUGCUGUCAAGAAACUCCAAACCAGGCUUCAGCCUGAAGAAUCUACUGAGACUCUAGACUCAAGCUAUGUUGUAGGACAGGUGCUCAACUCAAGGAAGCAAAAACAACUGCUAAAUAAAGUGAAAAGAAAACCAGAUUUGCAUGCUCCUUCCAAGCAGAAGAAAAACAUGUUAUCAGCUAGCACUACCUCUGCAGACUUAUCAAACAGCAAUAAUUCCAGCUUGGAUGUCCUCAAACAUAUGAUACAUGAAGUGGAACAUGAAAUGGAAGAAUAUGAGCGGUGGACAGGACGUGAGGUCAAGGGACUGCAGAGGGGUCAGGGUCUCACAGGCUUCACUUUGUCUCUGGUGAGCUCUCUCUGUCGCCUGAUUCGGUACCUGAGAGAGAGUGAGCUUCAACUACGUAAAGAAGUAGAGACAAGGAAGCAACUGGAACAUGUAUUAGGUGAUCAUCGAGAGCUCAUUGAUGCUCUAACAGCUGAAAUUCUUCUUCUGAGAGAAGAAAAUACUGCCACACAGGCGAGACUUCAGCAAUAUAUGGUCACAACAGAUGAGCAACUUAUAUCACUCACACAUGCCAUUAAAAAUUGUCCUGUAAUAAAUAACUCCAGACAAGAAAGUCAAGCAACAGAAAGGGAAGCCACAGGUAGAAUUAUAGACAAUCCAAAGGGUCCUGUUGUAAGUGCUAAUGUCUCUGUGCCAUUGAUGUUCAGAGGGAAAGAAGUGGUUGAUUUUCCACAGGAAGAGUUGCCUGUUAAACUGUCUCAGGUGCCAACCCCCCCUGAUAGCGUGAAUCUGACCACCAGUUUUCCAGCACGUAUUUUUGAGCCAGCUGUGUUGUUAACACCACCCAGGCAGAAAAGCAACUCAGAAUUCUCUCCUCUGCAGGAUGUAUUGAGGAGAACUGUUCAAACUCGUCCUGCUCCACGAAUUCCUCCAACUGUGGAAAUCAUUGAGAAGGAACAAAAUUGGGAAAAGACUUUACCUAUUGAUACAGACAUCCAGAAUUCAAGUGAAGAGAGUCGUCUUUUCACUCAGAGGUGGAGAGUCUCUCACAUGGGAGAAGAUUUAGAGAAUAAAAUUCAGACCCCUUUUGUUAACUUUUCACAGAACCUCUGCAAUUUCCAUCCCAACACUCAGCAAUCAAGAAAUCUUGCCUUCUCAGAAGAGCCCUCAGUACAAGGAAAUGGGCAACAGCUUAGAACAAAUGAGGCAUCAUUGGUACAAAGAAAGGACAUAAUGGCACGAAUUGCUGAGUUAACACUGCAGAAUUCAGCCAUCAAGACACAGCUAAAUAAUAUUACUUGUCCAGUGGGAGAGCAAGGGGAUGGACUACGGGAAUUGAAUAAACAGGAAAGUGCAGGCGAUGUGACUGCUACUUUUCCAGUAGCACAAUCUCUAGCACCCAGUAGCAUGGAGGAACGGAUUGCAGAAUUGAAUCGACAGAGUAUGGAGGCUCGGGGGAAACUACUACAGUUGAUAGAACAGCAGAAGCUUGUUGGUUUGAAUCUCUCCUCUCCAGCAGUAUCACCUGUUCAGUCGCCUCGCAGAGCAUGGACUGAAGGAGGGAAGAGGACCAUUGAGGUAUCUAUUCCAGGAGCAGAAGCCCCAGAAAAUACAAAAUGUGAUACUAUCUCUCCUCUCAGUGGGAUAAGUACAAGAAGAUCUUCAGGGGCAACUAGUAACUCUUGUUCUCCUUUAAAUGCCACCUCAGGAAGUGGGCGAUUCACACCUGUUCUUCCAAGAACAAAGAUUGAGAAACAAAAUGAAGAAGGCUGGUUUGCUCUUUCUACUCAUGUGUCAUAAGUGAGGUUGAAAUUGCAUUUUACGGAGUUUGUACUCAGUAAUUUAUUCUUGGCCUUCCACAGUCCUUUCCCUGCUCCUGCUUUCAAGUUUUUAUGUACUUCUUCAGAUUAAACCUACAGAGAUCCUGUGAAUUGAUACUAAUACAACAGAGAAAAUUUUAUUUUAAUUUUUUAGCUUUUCAAAUAGAUUUUCAACAGCCAGCCAAUGUAUAAUUCCCUGUGAAUAAAAUUUUGAUUGUAGGGAAAUUAAAGUUUUAUUUUCUAAUAACUUCUUAAGUACUUUAAGGUUUUUUGUUUUUUUAAGCAAUUCAUUUUUACCUGGUACUAUCAUCUUGAAUCCGAUUUUGUUGUUGUUUACUGAAGCUUAAAUGUUGAUAUAUUUCAUUUUUCUUUUUCUUGAAGAAAUUAGUUGCUUUGCAUGUAACAUACAAUAGGAUGCUUCUAUUAGAAUCUGGCAUUGAGAAAAUGUAACACUUUCUUUUGGUUUCUUUUUUGGUGGGAAUAUAUUGCUGUCUAUCACCUUUUACAAGUGGAAUAGACAGCUUUUUAAAAUAGGUAUGGGAAGGCUGAGGAUGUGGCUCAGUGGUAGAGUGCUUGCCUACCAUGUGGGAAAC
Molecule: messenger RNA, 3190 nt
Organism: Marmota flaviventris (yellow-bellied marmot)
Lineage: Eukaryota; Metazoa; Chordata; Mammalia; Rodentia; Sciuridae
Product: basic helix-loop-helix domain-containing protein USF3
Biological process (GO): positive regulation of transcription by RNA polymerase II; negative regulation of epithelial to mesenchymal transition; metaphase chromosome alignment
Cellular component (GO): spindle; centriole; centrosome
Molecular function (GO): RNA polymerase II transcription regulatory region sequence-specific DNA binding; DNA-binding transcription activator activity, RNA polymerase II-specific; protein dimerization activity
Source: RefSeq, a predicted model, not a curated record